AGAGAGAGGCUACAGAGCUACAGACUCGCUAAGCAGCAACGACGACCUGCAGAAACGGAGCAUCCGAGCAGGAAAAAAGAAAAAGAAGAAGCAGGAACCAAAUUAUUUAUCUUAGUGUGUAUUUACAAUGUUCCUGACAACAUUUCUACACCGCCUGAUUUGAUUUCAUCGAAGUUGCUGUCCCCACCUCCUCCAGACGUCGGCUGCAGAAACCAAAAAUCCAGAAAUUAAUGCAUCCUGCUGCGCGGUCCUGUUUGUUUUGACCUGUGAAGCUAGAAAGGAAUCCUGCAAGAGGGAUUAGCGGUCCGUCAAUGAGGAACUACCGGCUCAUCUUCUGCCACAACCUGAAGCAGCCCUAGAUGGUUCAGCGGUUCACUGGUCAGAGGAGGAGAGGAUAGGACACACUUUCACUGCUACACGACGUGAGGUCUUGGCGGGGCUGUGGUGAGGAGGAGGUGGAGGCCAUGAGGAAGAGCGUGUCUCCGUUGCCAGGCAAUGAGGGUGGGAGCUCAGCCGGCACCACGCGGGUUUUUGGCGUUCCUUUGGAGGAGGUGACACGCACGCACACAAUCAGCGGCCAUGAGGUUCCUGCACUGGUGAAGCGCAUCGUGGAAUACAUCGAGGAGCACGGUCAUCUGGAUCUGGAGGGGCUCUUCCUGGUAAAUGGCAACGCAGAGCGCGUGGAUUGGCUGCGCCAGCGUUACGACAGUGGAGAAGAGGUGGAGCUAGAGAAGGAGGCGGACCUGGCGUCAGCUGUCAGUCUGCUCCGACUCUUCCUGCAGGAGCUUCCUGAGCCCGUCAUCCCGACAUCCAUACAGGGACACAUACUACAGCUGCACCAAGAUUACAGCAAUGAAGAGGAGCUGUGCAGAAACCUGAAGUACCUCCUGCAGCAGCUUCCCCAGCUCAACUACGGACUGCUGCGCUUCCUGUGCCGCUUCCUGGCCAGCGUGGCGUCGCUCCAGCAGGAGAGCUGGAACAUCGGGACGCUGGCCGCUGUCUUCGGUCCAGACAUCUUCCAUCUGUCAACAGAAGCGGAGGACCUUCGAGACCAGGAGUCCGUCAGCAGAGUCCUCGCUGAGCUGCUGGACAACCAGGAGGGCCUGUUCGACUCUGAGGACGAUGACGUCUCCACCACCAACGACUACAGCUCCAUCAAUGAACAGAUCACCGAGCUGCUGGAUGACGAGAGGUGUGAGGCCGAAUGUGAAGAGCUGCCUCAGGACGGAGACGAGGGUCCAUCCUCCUCUGACUCACCACAACACACACACACUGACGAAGGCCCCGCAGUCAGCUCCCACCUCUCCCCUAUAUCCAUCCUGCCUGCUGACUCUGCUGAGAUUAUUCAGCGCACCAUCAGAGCUGCAGUGGAGCAUCACUUCUUUGAGCUGAAAACAUCCAUCGACCAAGACCUCAGCAACUACGACAGCCAGGGGGUGAGUCCCAGUGAGCCUGCAGACCAGAGCUGCCAUGAAAACGAGGAGCAACAAACUGACCCUGAGGACAGUCCCUGCAACACAGAAGGGGAAACCCCGCUCACAGCGACCGAGCAGCACAUGCAGCAAAGCCAGAAUGACACACAGGAUACGUUGGACUCUGGUGCCUCCCUGGAGGAGAGCUCGGGGAUGGACCUUGAUUCAGAGGCCGUCACAGACGCUGAGAACAACAUCAACACUGCCAGGCAGGACAAUCAACCAUGUGACAUCAUGGAGCAAACUGAGAGCGACGCCAUGUGCUGUGACUCGGAUUCAUGUCUCUGUGAUCAGAACGCCAACACCCAUGAGACCAACAGGAACCUCCUGUCGCCAUGCCAACCAAAAUCUGGCCAAAACCCCCAGCUCCAGCUCUUCCCGGACAACCAAUGGGAAGCGUCGCCCCCCUCCCAUCUCCACCUCCCUCCCAUAGACUUCUCAUGUAUGCAUCUGCAGAAAGAAGGCCAAGACCCCGUCCCGGCUUACAAAUCCUGGCAGGACGACAGCGAGAGCGGCGAGGCGCAGCUCUCCCCGCUGGCCGGUCGCAUGGUACCUCUCCCCCUGUUACCCCUUGAAGGUGAAGGCGAGGAGGACGAGGACGAGGGAGGGCAGGUCGCCUCCCCCUCCUCUUCCCGCGCUCACCCUCACCUCCUUGCGCGUCGCUUUCUCGACUUCGGGGCGCACGGAGCCCAGCGGUUUCUCCAACAGGACCCGGACGCCACCUCACCCACCAAAGCACAGAGGCCGCGGCGAGCAUCGUUUGGCUCCAAGGAGGCGAUGAGGAGCGGAGAUUCAGUGACCCACCAACUCACCAAGAAGCUUCAACACCUGAAGAAGAAAAUCAAACAGUUUGAAGAGCAGUUUGAGAAGGAGAGAAAUUACAAGCCCUCUCACGGAGACAAGGCAGCUAACCCCAAAGUUCUCAAAUGGAUGACGGACCUCACCAAGAUCCGCAGGCAGAUUAAAGGACGCCAGCACCACCUUUUACCCAGAAGCACGCUGAGGCACCAGGCUUUGCUCCAUUCAUACAGACGCCACCAUGCUCCCUUCUCCCCUUCCUCCUCCUCCUGCUCUUCCUCAUCCUCCUCCUCCUCUAUCUGCUCACCCCCCCAUCACACACUCACCUCCCAACCCCAUCCCUACUCAGGCCUGAGCUCUAGACUGUUUCACCUCAAUGCCAAACAACGUGCAGAGAGCGAGCUCGGCCCCCACACUCGUCCCCGGAGCAACACCUUACCCAAGAGCUUCGGCUCCACGCUGGAGCACGGCGCCUGCGACGCGGCUGGGGAGGCGAAGGGUCCCACCAGAGAGGAAACACUGGAGCUGAUCCAGUGCAGGGUCAAAGGGAAGAGGCAGGAGGACGGCUGGCCUGAUGACAUCAAGAAGAUGACGAAGGAGCAGCUAUCCUGUGAGAAAACGGUCCUACAGAAGAACCUGCUGCACUAUGAGGGCCUGCAUGGUCGACCGGUGACCAGAGAGGAGCGUCUGGUGGUGAAGCCUCUUUAUGAUCGCUACAGAUUAGUCAAACAGAUGCUCACUAGAGUUAGUAUCACACCUCUCACAGUGUCGCCCUCCAGUAAAAGGCGGAGUCAGACCCUCCAGCCAAUCAUUGAAGGUGAAACCGCUCACUUCUGGGAGGAGAUCAAAGAGGAGGACGAGGACGAGGGGAAAGAAAAAGAAGGAGGAGGAGGAGGAGGAGACCAACAGGAGAGGAAGGAGGAGAGGGAGGAGGAGGAAGAAGAGGAGGAGGAGGAAGAAGAGGAGGGAGAGAGCAGCGGCGGGGAGAUGCAGAGCUCCGAGGUCAUCAUGGCCGUCGACAUCGUGACCCCGACUGACGGAUCGAUGGGGAGCCAGAACCAACCAGACAGAGCCAAGAUGGAGGAGGGGUCCGGGAGGCUGGCACAGGACCUGCGGCUGUCCAGCUCCAACGCCUCGUCCAUGCCAGAGCUGCUGGAACAGCUGUGGAAGGCCAGAGCAGAGAAGAAGAAGCUGAGGAAGACCAUCCGAGAGUUUGAGGAAGAUUUUUACCAGCGAAACGGAAGGAAUGUCCAGAAGGAGGACCGGGUCCCGAAGCUGGAGGAGUACAGAGAGUACAAGAGGAUCAAGGCCAAACUCCGCCUCCUGGAGGUUCUGAUCAGCAAACAGGAUUCCUCCAAAUCCAUCUAGACCCCCCCCCCCCCCCCCCCCCCUCAGAGACCGAACGUCACUGCCGCGAGGACCCGCCCUCAUCAGUCCGUCAGACGUCACACCACAAACCACGGGGCGCUCAGCAUCCCUCAACGUCUCAUCAAGACGAGCGGAGGACGCCCACUCGGACUUCAACACGUGCUGCAUUCAUGUCGGGGAGGAAACAGAAUAAAAGUGACAAAUAUUUACCGUCUUUCACCUCGACCUGCAGUUUGACAAAUGACUUUGAUUCAUGACUCAGACCAGGAAAAGACGAAGCAACGAGUGAGUCAGUAAAAAACAAACAGCUCUACGUCGUCGUCGUCUCAUCAAAUACGGACGACCUUUGAUUUGAAUCAUCGCUCUAAUUUGACAAAUCAUGUGAUCAAACAUGUCAAAGAAAUGUUUGAGCUGCUUUUGGACGGAUCGGGCCGCUCUUUAAAAAAGUGACAAACGUUAGACGGGCAUUUUUACAACUUUUUCCCCGUGUCAUGAAUGCAGCACCAACACCAGUUCACCUUCUAGAAUCACGCCUGUCUGCCACAGCUGCUCACCGCUGCCUCGUCUGACUUCAUUAAAAAAAACACAUGAAGAAGAAGAAAAGGAAUCAUCGUCUUCACCUGAACUGUGUUUGUGUUCGGCGGCGGCGGCGUCGUGGUCGGACGCUCCGCUCACGACUCGUCGACUUCUGAGAAGAAAACGACCAAACUUUCAGAAACUUUUCUUUUGUUGUUGUUCUGUUUUUUCUUUUUUUCUUUCACUCUGAGGAAUUUCAUUGGACAGCUCGAGGACUGGCAUUUCAGACACUCACACAGACUUUUCUUUUUCUUUUUGUUUGGCGUCCACGUCCGCCUCACUUAAGGGAGUCAACAUUUGUGGCGUCUUCGGUGCGAGGCGACUCGUUCUUUUUUUUUUUCUUAAGCGUCCCGGAUGUUUUCACCUUCUGACUGAUUUUAAAAACUCAUUCACCUUUUUUCAAAAACAAGUUCAUGUGGUUAUUGUUCAGGUAACGUGUACACACACACACACGUUGGAGAGACGCUACUGGUCACCGUGAUGAAAGAGAAUCUGCGUUCCAGUUUGACCUCGGAGCUGUUUGAGAGACUGUUGUUCAUCGUUUUUUAAAAUGUCCUCUCCUUUGGCAUCACCAGGUUGUCGUAGAUCAUCAAAUGUAAAACUGUUUCCCAUGAGCCUUUGCAGAAACGCUGCCCUCCAGAGAGGCGGAGUCAGUGGAAAAGUUUGUAAACACAACAUUCAAACUAAGCCCCUCCUCCUCCUGGGCUCAACACACGCCCCCUGCAGGACGUAGUGUGUACGUUUACUGCUUGUACCUACACUUCAAUCUGAAAUGUAUCCACUCCUAAACUCACCUGCUGCGCUCUCAUUGGCUGGAGGAAACACACCAGCUCCGCCCAGAAAUGUCCCGAGUCAACCAGAACAAAUCAGAACAGUAAAAUCCAGUCAGAGGACAGAGUCUCUGCAGACACAGUCACCACCACACAUGUACGGAGGCCCAGAAGGGACAAUGGAGCAGCUUCACUUUAGGAGAAGUCUGUGUUUUAUUUUGAAGGAACGAGCUGCUGACUCAGCGUUACACUGAAGGUGCUCAUGGGAAACAGUUGUUCUCAGAUGAGGAGAUUUUCUAACGUUGAUGGAUUUGUUUGCUCUCUCUUCUUUUCUGUGUUUUUUUUUUUUUUACUCGUCUCUUCAUUUGUUCCGUUCGCUGCAUUGAGGUGUUUCAGAUUCUGAGGGAUUUUUUAAAAAGGUGUGAUAGUCGCCGAGGAGAGGAGAGCCAGUAUCUGGUCGACUUUGCUUCUGCUGCUUCUCUGAAAGCAUAAAAAAAAAGAAAAAGGAAUUGUGGGGGUUAGGGUCUUUCUCUCAGACGUUGCUGUGCAGCUGUCUGAUCAGGUCUCUGAAGGUCUCGAUGGUCGGAGUUUGAUUGUAGCUUUAAAGGCUGUGUCGUGCCAACACUGCCAGCACUGAUUUUAACCACAGAAGAAGAAGCUUCAUCUGACAUUCCCCCCCCGCCGCCCCCACCUCAAAGUGGUGCGUCUGAUUAGCUAAGAAGGCUACGUAUGAACAGCUAGCAUGAGAAACGUCCCCGCAGCGUGUCAUUUCCUGCUGGCGGGUUAAAUGAGGGCGGGCUCCGAGUUAGUCCUGGUCAGUGUUUCUUCUUCUUCUGGAGGCCAUGUCGUCGAGAUGAUUCAAAAACGGGGGCGAGUAGUUUCCCUCGUUAGCGGGUGGGGUUUUUAAAUCUUCUAAAAAACGUUCUAUUAUCAGAACGCCUGCGGCUCGUCGAGUCGCUCUGAGGCCAUAAAGACGGAGUCGACGGCGGUGGUGCGUGCUGGCGUCGGCUGUGAAGAAUUCUGAAUGAGAUUUUGUGUUUUGUGGACGCUCGUGAAGAACAUGAGGGGGAGGGUUCGUUUGUCGGGGAAACCUUUGGAGGUUUGAUGUCUAAAAAGAAAAGAGGAGUUAUUUGCACAGCAUUCCCUGAAUGCAGCCCUUUUUGUGUUCUUUCAUUUGUAUUUCUAAAGAUGAAGCACUACUUCUAUACAAAUAUAAAUAUAUACUGUACAUAACAAAGAAAAAAAAAGAGAAGAAGAAACACCCGAAGGAAUGAAUGUCAGAAAUGUUUAAAUUAUUUCAAACAUCACGUUUGGCCCCCGUUGGUUCGUUCUGUUUGUGCUGCCCUGAGAAUGUGUUUUUUUAUUCUAAUAAUUCUAAAUAUUGCUCUUACUAUCAUAACCAUUCUUUCUGUGUGUUCAUGACAAUGAUAAUAAGCGUUUUUGUAUCUACUCACAAACUGUAAAACCAGCUGUAGAAGUUAGUCGUGCACUGUGUGUGGCUAAUGGAACACCGCCCUGCUCUGAUUGGUCCCCUCGCUCCGUGUUGAUAUAAUAAGCUAAUCUAGCAGCAGUACUGUAGUGAGCUUGCAUGGCAUAACGAGAACAUGUAUGAAAAACAUGACCUGUUGUUUUCUGUUGUUUGUGCCAUGAAGAAGCAGCAAUAAUAAAAGUUUGCCUGAAGGUUUGACAGAA
Messenger RNA from Labrus mixtus (cuckoo wrasse), 6676 nucleotides. It is a transcript of the gene fam13b, whose product is annotated as family with sequence similarity 13 member B. The transcript is spliced from 24 exons. NCBI's taxonomy places the organism in Eukaryota, Metazoa, Chordata, Actinopteri, Labriformes, Labridae. The record is from RefSeq and is a predicted model, not a curated record. Bases 465 to 3638 code for a protein of 1057 amino acids. Gene Ontology annotation, biological process: signal transduction.